GUAUAGCAGCACCAGCAUUAGAGACAGAAGGUGGCCUUGGAUGUCCAACCCUUUUUCUUUGCAAGGCAGAGAAAGGCAGUAAGAGAAGCAGGCAAAAGGCUACUUCAAGCCACCAAGGAAGGAUGUGGGCUUAUACCGUUGGUUUUACUGUCCUGCCUCACGUUGGAGGUUUCUUUGGCUGGUUCAUUAAUCGAAAAGAAAUACCUGUUUGGUAUGAGAAGCUGAAAAAACCUUCAUGGUGUCCACCCCGCAGAAUAUUCCCUGUUGCUUGGACUGUCCUGUACACUGGCAUGGGCUAUGCCUCCUACCUGAUAUGGAAUGACCUGGGUGGCUGCAGCAGCAAAGCUAUCGUCCCACUUGGCCUCUACGGGGCUCAGCUGGCCUUGAACUGGGCUUGGCCUCUCUUCUUCUUUGGUGCACGUAACCUGAAGAUGGCACUGAUCGACAUCCUGUGCUUGGACGGCCUGGUGAUAGGCACGAUGUGCUCCUGGUACCGCAUUAACAAGAUAGCAACGCUGCUGAUGGUGCCUUACCUGGGCUGGCUGGCCAUGGCGACUUGUCUCACAAUCCACAUCUGGAAGGACAACCCUGAGCAAAAACCAGGAAAGAGUGAAUAAGAGCAGGACAGAAAUGAAGGCAUUUUGUGAAACUAAACUAUGCUGAUGUGAACCAAGAUCUAAUAAUUUGGGGGAUUCAUUUUGGGACAGGCAUGAGAACGUGACUCCUCCUCCCACCUUCAUCAUGGUUGUGUAAAGGAAAGGUUUGCACCAUGCACCCGUGUGCUCCUUUAAAGUAACCGUGCAUCCUUAACGUGGGAACUAUUUUCUCCAGCACUGUUGAGUUUGGGGCUACAGCUGUAUGGUGACCUUAAUGCUAUCAGGUCAAAUUCCAUUAGCCAAAUUAGGAUCUCAUGAUACGAGCGUAAUUCAGAGUAUCAAUCCUGGACACCCCUCGAAACUGCUACCGUUCCCCCAGAGAGCAGAACUUGUUCACACACGUGGUAAAUCCCAUCUCCUCUCCUGGGACCAAACAAAAAUGCCCUUCACUCAUGCACACCAAUUUUUAAGAACUUACUUGAUUUUUUGCUAUUUGUGCUGUUGCUUCAUUUUCAUGUAUCGCCCGGUUUGUGCUUUAUACCAUUAACUUUUUAUCUGUCGGCUACUGAGCAAGCAGUAAUCUGUCUUGUUCUGCUAGUGAAAGGAAACUGGGUACUUUGACUUCUAUUUGUGGAGUAUCACACUUCUUGAGUUUCAUGCUCCAAGAUAAAGCAGCAAUGAUUAGAAUGCAAAUGCUUCUCCCAAGAGGAAAUUUCUCUCUUCCACCUCUGUGUGCUAUUCCUCAUCAGAAAAGAAAAACAAACAUCAGUGCCUUUGAAAAAAAUACUUUAAAUGUUUUGGUUUUUUUUUUUAAGUACGGAAACACAAGAGCCUUUGUAAAAUUUAAGAACUUGCUCACACUGCCUUGAAGGUUGUAAUUACAAGAUUGUCAAAAAGCCCCAUGCCAAGUCUGUCAGGUGCAGUACAGGUCCCAGAGUCUUUCCAUUCCUGAAUAUUAUUAAUCAGGAAAGGUUAAAAUACAAAUAGUUCCAGAGAAAUGGGACCAAGCCAUGACAGAAUCGGACACAAAAGGUGCAUGGACUAGCCCUUGUCCAUCCUUUAUUCUGGCCCUUACCUUUGAUAGAUCUGAACCUUAGAUGUUGCUGUAUACAGAGAAUAUUUACUAUUAUUUUUUAAUUGAUAGAAGCAAUGUAUGUGAAGAAAAGUGGUAGGUGGAUCUUCUUUCUGGCAGCUGACUGUAGAUUAAGGUGGGUGCGUAUACUUGCAAAGGGUGGGGGUAGGAGGGCUUAGCUGGGGAUGUAAAAUAAAUUGUAUUUGCUUUUAA
Messenger RNA from Aptenodytes forsteri (emperor penguin), 1881 nucleotides. It is a transcript of the gene TSPO2, whose product is annotated as translocator protein 2. The transcript has 4 exons. Gene Ontology annotation, cellular component: membrane; endoplasmic reticulum. Gene Ontology annotation, molecular function: cholesterol binding. Lineage: Eukaryota; Metazoa; Chordata; Aves; Sphenisciformes; Spheniscidae. The record is from RefSeq and is a predicted model, not a curated record. The coding region runs from base 123 to 617 and encodes 164 amino acids.